Molecule: messenger RNA, 2610 nt
Organism: Anopheles maculipalpis
Lineage: Eukaryota; Metazoa; Arthropoda; Insecta; Diptera; Culicidae
Gene: meru
Exons: 6
Coding region: 4-2610 (868 amino acids)
Source: RefSeq, a predicted model, not a curated record
AAUAUGGCACCCCAAAACUCGACCCUGAUUCACAACGAUUCGACUGGGUCCGGGGCCGUACCCAACUCGGCCGAAGAGCUGAGCAGCUUCAGCCCUAUCCUGCCACCGAGGAAUCAUCAUCAUCAUCAUCACCACCACCAUCAUCAUCAUCACCAUAGCCACCGUACCCACCAGCGCCAAAGCCAACCAAACCGUGCCGAAGACAUCGAGGGUCCUCCCUAUGCUACUAGCACUCUUGACGCAAGGCGACCCAACGAUGAGACGCAAGCGCUCAACACGAAAACUACCACCAACGCUAGUGGCAGCAGCAGCAGGACGGACAUGGAUAAAGCGGCUGUAGCCAAAGCCACAACCACCAAACCAUCGACCUCGUCCGGCAACGUUGCAUCCACGUCGAGGGGUGGCAGUUUCCGAACGGGUGGCGGAGUGACCUCGGAUCGGGAGUUGCAAUCGCUGCCGGCCGGUUGGUCGUCGGUUGCUGGUGAGACGCUACCGGAACCGGCAGGACCUAGAAUGUGUGGCACCGGUCGGGGUACUGUGAAGCGUGAGCUGUUAAAAUCCAUCCCGUACCAUAGCCACACGCACGAGACAAAACAGUACGCCGAAACUGUCGACACGGACGAUAGCAACGGAACGGACGAUACGGAUGAUGCGUACGAUGGGACACCGGAGCCGCCAAAAGCAGAAACACCAACCACGUCCACCGAACCGGAUCCCACCGUUACCGACAUUGAAAUACCGAUCUGGAUCCGGGGCGAGGCACGGUUCGUAUCCGGCAUCAACGGUACGACCACGUGCAGCAACAUUAUCCGGGCGCUGAUCGACGACGAAAUCCAGAACGGAAACUAUGGCCCAGAAGAUGUCGCAGUGUCGCGUGACGUGAGCGAUUACGUGAUAAUAGAACGAUGGCGUGAGGUCGAACAGGUCCUGACUGGCGACACACGAAUCCUUUCCAUCUGGAAUGCGUGGGGCGACGCUAAAAAUGAGGUGCAGUUCCGCUUGAAAAUAAAUAAAACUAAUCUGGAAAAAGGCGCAGGCGGUAAGGAAAAUAAAUCGAAAAAGCAGAAGGAAAAAAUCGGACUCAUUAAUCGCAUGAUGCGCAAGGUGCUCAAGCAAGGUGAAGCGAUUCAGAAUCAUCUCUCGCAAAUCAGUCAAAAGUCAACGGAGAAACGGCAGCAGGAAAAGUUUCGCAAGUACGUGCGCAAAAACUGUGGCAAACAUCUCAUCAUGGAGAACUUUCUGCACGAUGCGGCCACAAACAAUCUGUCCGACGGUUCAGUCGACGGUGAACCACUGGUUACGGUGACGGCGAACGAUCGUAACGCGAAAGAUGCCAAAGUGCGUCGCAGCACGUUCCCCGGGAAGUUACUCUUUACCGCACGCAAAACAACAUCGGCCACCGCUAAACGGCCCGAGGAAAAGGUAGGCCGAGUCGUUAGGAAUGUACUGUUCGAAUCGUCCGAUCAGUUGGCCGAUGGUGCAAAAGCGAACGAGGAUGAGCUGCUGCUCGUGAUUGACCACACGUCCGAUAGUGAUAGUGGUAUCUUCACCAACAAUCAUGCCCACAGCCGGCGAGACACGGCACUACCGAAACGGCCCAACUUUGGCUCGAUGAUAGAGAUCGAUCGGUACACCAAGGAUGGGGACGAGCUGGAGGAGAUCGCUCCAAACGAGGAGCAACCUGAUGCGUCGUCAACGUGUGACGCCACUAAACGGCAGCAAAAGUAUCACCGUUCCAAGCGUCGGUACGAUUCGUUGCGCUGCCAUCAUCAGAAUAGAAGACGCGAGAUGCUAGAGUAUGCCCUGUCGGAGGACGAUGGUGUGGCGUCCUCAAGCGGUGGAAGAAGAUCGGCCGAUCGUGACCAGGAGCUGGUCGAGCUGGUCCACGACAAUGACGAUGACGACGACCAGGAAGCGGAUGAGCUGGCAGAGCACGAGGAAGAUUUUACACCUCCGGUCGAUGACUUCGAGUCGGAUCUGGAGCAGUGCGAUCUGCGCAAGGGUACCUUUAACCGUACCUCGUUCCGGUUCGAUCUCAUACGGCAGGAAAUCGCGACCAAGAUGGCAGAGAUGCAGCAUCUGCUCGAGCAGGAGGAAGAGUUGCUGCGACGGUUGAAGCUGAAAAGUGCCAAAUUUCAUGCCGAAAAUCAAAUCUACCGUUCGCACAUCGGGCUCGACUUUCACGUAGAGCGACUGCAGCAAUCGAUCGAUCGGUGCGCGAAGGAGAUCAUCGAGAUCGAGCAGCAGCUGCUGGAAACCAAGAUGGAGAUAGAGGAAAAGUCACCAUUGAUCGAUAACUUGCGAUCGUUGCUCGAAGCCCAGCAGGAAGCCGGUGGCCAAUGCUAUCGGCGGUCAGCGAAACACCAGCCAAACGAACAGCGGUACGGCAUGACGACCCACAUCCGGACGGGGUCGGUCAACGAAGCGGAAGCGCUCAGUGCGGACACGAGCUUUACCCAUGCGCCGGAAACGACCACAUCGCGCAACAGUCUGCAGGCACCGCAGGCAGGUCGGCAGCGCAAAUCGUCCCACCUGGCGGCGAACGAGUCGGUCGAGUUUGUGGACAAUAUUUACGAAUUUUGUGAUAAUAAUCAAAGUUUUGUCGUUUGA